Messenger RNA from Candoia aspera, 4033 nucleotides. It is a transcript of the gene GPR176, whose product is annotated as G protein-coupled receptor 176. Gene Ontology annotation, cellular component: plasma membrane. Lineage: Eukaryota; Metazoa; Chordata; Lepidosauria; Squamata; Candoiidae. The transcript is spliced from 3 exons. The record is from RefSeq and is a predicted model, not a curated record. Gene Ontology annotation, molecular function: G protein-coupled receptor activity. Bases 133 to 1716 code for a protein of 527 amino acids. Gene Ontology annotation, biological process: G protein-coupled receptor signaling pathway.
UUUAGUGGAAACAUAAUGGAACGGGCCGUGCUUGGAAAAGCAGGUGCUAACGGCGGGCUUUGUGGGGCGAAGAGCGCUGGCUUCGGGCGGAGGUGACUGUUAGGUAAGAGGGAGGCCGAAAGACACCCCGCCAUGGGCUACAAUGCAAGCUGGGCUUCAGCCAACGCGAGCGAGCGUGGGCCCUAUCAGGCUGUCAAGAGCGCCUUGAACGCAUCCGGUGCUCAAAUCGUGGGAAUCAACCGAAGCGCCCAUCCAGUCGGAACGUCAGAUUACGAGGAAUACAGGGAAGGACAAACAUACCGACAUUUUACUACUGCUAUGCAGGUUGUCAUCUUAAUAGGUUCUCUGCUAGGAAACUUCGUGGUCUUGUGGUCAACAUGCAGGACAUCAGUUUUUAAGUCAGUAACCAACCGAUUUAUUAAGAACUUGGCCUGCUCUGGGAUCUGUGCCAGCCUUGUCUGUGUGCCUUUUGACAUUAUUCUCAGUACCAGUCCACACUGCUGUGGGUGGGUCUACACCAUGAUCUUCUGUAAAGUCAUCAAAUUUUUGCAUAAAGUCUUCUGCUCAGUGACCAUCCUUAGCUUGCCUGUCAUUGCUCUGGAUCGGUACUAUUCAGUCUUAUACCCACUGCAAAGAAAGAUAUCGGAUGCCAAAUCGCGAGAUCUGGUGAUCUAUAUUUGGGCUCAUGCAGUGGUGGCCAGCAUUCCAGUCUUUGCUGUGACCCAUGUGUCAGACAUAUAUGCUAUAUCCACUUGUACUGGGCCCUGGAGUUACUCUGUUGGCCGUUUAGCAUAUGUUAUCACUUACAACCUUACCACUGUGAUUUUACCAGUGGCUGUGGUAUUUCUCUUUAUGGUCCUCAUCCGCAAAGCAUUGAGCGCCAGCCAGAAGAAAAAAGUUAUUAUAGCUGCCUUAAGAACCCCUCAAAAUACAAUCUCUAUUCCUUAUGCCUCCCAGAGAGAAGCUGAACUUCAUGCCAUGCUGCUAUCUAUGGUUAUGAUUUUCAUUUUCUGCAGUAUUCCCUUUAUGACUAUGGUGGUUUAUCACACUGUCCUCGAUUCUUCAGAUACCUCUGUGUAUUUGCUUCUCACUGCUAUCUGGUUGCCCAAAAUAUCACUGCUAGCCAACCCACUGCUUUUCCUGACUGUUAACAAAUCUGUACGAAAAUGUUUAGUGGGGACAGUAAUGGAAUUACACCGGAGGUAUAGUCGGAGGAACAUGGUCAGUUCUGGGGGUGCUGUGGAAGCCAAUCUGGAAUCUCACGUUCGUUCUGGCAGCCAGCUCCUAGAAAUGUUUCACAUUGGGCAGCAGCAAAUUUUCAAGCCCACAGAAGAUGAAGAGGAAAAUGAAGCUAAAUCUGUAGACUCCAGUGACUACCAACAGGAGGAGAUCCCCACAACCAGCUUAGAUGUAGAACAAGCCCAAAUUCAGAGGUCAGUAUGUCCUGCAGUUGCAGAUUCUGCUGCACAAAUAGCUCCAGCUUUCUCUACAGAAGCCGAAUUGGCCAAUGAAAAGUAUUCUACGCAACUGGGCUUUGGACCUUUUGAGCUGCCGCCACAGUGGCUGUCAGAAAACAGGAAUGGUAAGAAACGACUACUGCCUCCAUUGGGAAAUACACCAGAGGAGUUGAUCCAGACAAAGCAACCCAAAGGUAAAUCAGAACGAAAAAUGAGCAGAAACAAUAAAGUCAGCAUCUUCCCAAAAGUGGAUUCCUAGUCAAAGAAGGAGCUCCAUAUGAUGAGAGAGGACUGCCUUCUUGCAUACAUGUGAUCCUAUGGGUCUGUGCUAAGAUGAAAUUAAAGGCUUAUUUUUGUGCCAGUUUAUGUAAAAACCAAAAGAUAAGUGUUCCUUAUAAAUGGGUUUUGUUGUGAACAUCUAUUUCCCUAUUUGACAAUACCCAUUUCCCCCAUUAUAUAGAAGACAAGUGGACUAUUUUCCAAAGAGGUAUGUUUGGAUUAUUCUUGCCCUACAGACUGCUUCCUCUACUGUGAUCUUUUAAACUUUAAGUGCAGCAAGUCUGUAUAUUAGGGCUACCAAAUCUGGACUGCAAAGAUCAGGAUGAACGCUGGAAGGCAGCAAAGCAGCACAGAGAACUUGGUACCUUUGCUGACGUUUAGUGAUCAUUCUGAGUUUUGCUGUAUUUUAUGCACACACGAACGUACACACCCACACACCCCUACCUUACAGACUGAGAUGUUAUAGUAGUAGUUCAGUUAUAGAAUUCCAGGGAAAGGAAUUUAUUGAAUAUCUAGGAACUUCCAUUCCUUGGGACUCCGUGUUUUUACUCUCAUACAAAAAUGCUCAGCAUCUUUUAGGAGUGUUACAUUACUUGGCAAUUUGGGAUGUCUUUUAGCAAUUAAGAAGACCUUGAGCAUUCCAGUGAUAUUUUGUAAUUUAGUAAGCAUUUUGUCCAUAUUUUUUGGACUGUUGUUUUUAAGUAUGUUAGGCAGGGUCCUGCUGUUGCAGUAAGCAUGUGUUAAAUCCAUGCAUAGAUUUUAGAUAUGCUUCCAGUAACACGUUUCCUUUAGGGACUGACUUUUAGUGGUCUGAGACCUGCAAGCUUCUGAUCAGUGCAGCAACCUGACAGAGAUACAAUAACAAAUACAUUUGAUAAUGGUACUAUGUAAAAUGGGCGCAGCAAAUAUUGAGUAUAGACAUAUGAUCAUUACAUUUAAUAAUUGCCAUGCCCCCCAAAUCUUUUUUUUUUUGUAUUCAGUCUUUUCUCUGCUUCUCAUGAUGAUGUGUUCACCUCUGUGGUGAAAAGUCACUAAGAUGGUUAUUGCUGUUUUGUCUGGUAUACCAUGGAACGAAGUAGGAGCCACUCUGUUAAUGUUAGUCUUAAUUCCUGACAAGUUUACAUUCUCAGUGGCUAAUAUGUAAAAAACACUUCUUCAUUAUGGCACUAACAAACCUUACAGCGUACAGCAUAUUUUCUCUUUCCUGCCUUGUGUUUUUUUUUAAUUACAUUUUAAUUAAAUGGUACUAUCUAAUUACUUUGCCUGUGAUUCUUCAUCAUUUGAUUUGCUGAGGGUGACUUCAGUUUAUCUUGGUUUGUUGACAGGAAAGGGAAGAAUUUUAAAAUGUAUUCUGGCUUAGAUUUGUUGACUUCUGCGGGUGGAUUCCAAGGGAUACCUUAGUGCUGAUUUGUAAUACAGUGACUGAAGAGAUGCAAAGUAGAUCUGACCUAGGUUCUUUUUAAUCGAAUGGGCAUGCAGACUCUGCAAAUUGAAUAUGGAAAUACAGAGAAAAAAAUGUACAGUAUAAUAAAAUCAUGGAUAAUUAAUAUUAGUUUUCUAAUAGUUUAAGACAAUGUUAAUCAUUAAAAAAGCUUAGAAGAAGUUUUUUUCUUUUUAAAACCAAAUAUGUAUUAAUCUAAACAGAACCUAUAAUUGAAAUUCUCUCCUCAAGAACUGAUCACAGCCUACUCAUUGUAACAAAGUUGCUUAAAUGCCAUCAUAAAGACAGAAAAAGUUUGAACACUGCAGGAGGGCUAGGAAAACUGAAUUUCAGAUAUUGGAAGUCCAAUUCCUCUACAGCAUAGCCAAUUACUAGGAAUUUUGUGAGUUACUCAGCAGCUGGAGGACCACCAUUUUUUUUCUUUUAGUAUACAGCAUAUAAAAGUGUAGCAUAUUGUAAAUAGUUUAUAUCUUAGUAAUAUUUGAAAAUCAUUCCUGACUAUCGAAUGCAGUGGUCAACUCUAUAGUAUUGCACACUUUAGAAGUCAAAGACUAUUGAAAUUGCAAUAACAAUCAUCUUAAGUGUAUCCAGACACUUUACUGUUGUCUGUUUCCCCUUUUUCUCUAUCAUGACUGUGGCUUAUUACUUACUCCAUUGUAAACCAAUCUGGAAAGUCCUUUGUCUCUUCCACUUGUUUGCAUGCAAUCUCCUUCCUCUACCCCCUCCCCCUGCAGCUGCAAAUGACCACUGCAAUUCAUUCCAAAGUCCUAAACUGAUUUUAUAAACUCAGACACUCCAGCUUUAGAAUAGAUACCUUGUGCUUGCUGAGCCAUUGAACACAGUAGGAUUCUGAAUU